AUGAAUAAAUAUCUCAUAUUAUGCAAAAACUUUGUACUGGAACAAAUUCAAUCAAUUACAUUAUUCUCUUUGUUUUAUAUACUCACCCAAAAAAUAAUUACUUUUUUCAUAAUAAAUACAAUACUACACUUCACUUCAAAAUUAUAUACCUGUUCAGUAGGUUUGAUACUGCUAUGGGGUACAAUUUAUUACAUCACAUUUGAAAGUAUUUUGCACCAUAGGAUAUAUAUAAGAAAACUAUGUUUUAAUAGGAAAGUUAUAGACUCAAUAAGAGUAUUCCACAUAGAAUUAACUGAUGUCUCUUUAAGAAUUCCAGAAACAGUGAAAUCUCCCAAUGUUCAUAAGAAUCCUAAUAAAGGAACGCCAGAAAUUCUAAAUUUAGAGCUAAAAAUUAAGCAUGGAUUUUGGCUAAAAAAAAUCAUCGCCUGGAUUUUACCAUUGAAUAUAAAUAUUCAAAAUGUUCAUUUAACUUAUAAGAAUAAAAGCUACUACAUAGAUUAUGGCUCCAUCAAAUUCGAAAUUAAGGAUAAAGAUAAUAUUUUAAGAUUCUCUAUAUUUUUCCAUGAUUUAAGAAUGGCUUUUACAGAAGAAAAAAUGCAUCAUUUGGAACUCCUUAUUGAUUUCCAUUUUAAUGAUAUCUCCUCCAAAACUAUCGUGCUAAAGAACUGGAAAUCCUCUUUAAAAUUAGCAGAAAUGUGUAUCAAUAUAUCCGAUUUUAAGCAUUUUAAAACACGAGAAAAUGAUAAUGAUAAUGAUAAUAACACCAAUAUUAAUAUUUCAACCAAGGAUGAAAACAAUCAACCGGAAAAGAACACCCCCAUUGACAAAAAUUUAUUGUUUAAAAAUAUCAUCACCAAAUACCAAGUGAUUAUAACAAAUUUAAAUGUUUUGGAUAUUAAAGUGGAAAACCUCAGAGUAAAAUUUUAUGAGUAUAAAUGUCAACUAUUUUGUUCAACAAUCAUUUUUUAUAUUAAGUCUAUUAGGCAUUUCAGGCAUGGUUUGGUUGAUCUAAUGGAUCAGGAUCCAUGGCUGCUAAAAUUUGAAAUUACCAUCACCUGUAAUACUUUUGUUUUCCGCUUAUUAGAAAGACAGGUUCUACGUGUUCCUGUGUUAAAUCUGAUAUGUACCACGGACUUACUAUCAUAUUUUGUAACGACGAGUGAUGAAAAUAAUAACAAUAGAAACAAGUAUAAAGAGCCUUUAAAAGUUGGUUCCACCUUGAGUAUUAUUGACCCUUCCAUUGUCUUGGAUUUGGAACAGGUCGAAUAUUUCCUAAAGCAUUAUUCACAUCAUUUAAUUAGAAAAUACACCAGAUUAAUGAAAACCCAAGAAGAGGAUAAUAUAGAAAACCACAUCAAUUCCAAGCUAUCUUCGAAUAAUAAUCCCAACACUCAAACCACUAAUGAGUAUAUUUCUUCAUUGACAAAAGAGGCUAUAUUAUUUGUGUUUAAAUUUAUUAUAUCAAACGUAUCCUUUACAUUGAAAACCUCUGAGACAUCGCAUUUUGCAUUAAAAAAUAGCAGCAUCUCUUUAUUGUUUCAGAAUCAAAAAAGCUACGUCAAACAUCAUGCCAAAAAUUUGAUCCAGCCAAUAUUGAAAAUUAAUCACAAUAACCAUAAUAAAGCAAAAACCGAUAACGAUUCGCAAAAUCACCUUAAAAUACAUUCAUUAUCCAUAAUUUAUUACGAAAAACCAUCGGGAAAUUUAGAUUUGUCGCUGAUGCAAUCAAUUCCAAUAUUAAAUUUUAGCAAAUUUGAAGCAUAUAAUUCAGAUAUUAUUGAAUAUCCUGGUUUAAUUAGUAGCACAUUAAGAGACUUAAGCAUCUAUAUUAAUAAUCUAAAGGCCUUGAAUUCCAUGAGGGAAACGAAUAGAUCUUUAGCAUUGCUGAAAAUGAAAUAUAUAACGGAUAUUAAAGACCAAUACACUAAUAAUAACAAUAUCAAUUUCCUUCCAAAGAAAAAAGCUUCAGCUGUUUUUAAUUACGAGUUAAGGGUAAGAUUAAAAAAUUUUUCCAUUGUUAGUAUGAUACAUAAUUUCAUUCCACCAAAUUUGGAUCCCGGGUAUGCAAACUUGUUUUCUUAUGCACAUGGUAUUUCAAUAAAUCUAGAGGAAUCUUAUAUAUUUUUUGACCGUCAUUAUUCAAAAUUUGAUUUAAUAUCCGGUACCAUUACUAAAUUAAUGCGUGACAAUGAUGGGAAAAUGGUCGAGAAUUUUGUUGCUAAAAUGGUUGAUUUAUCCUUUGAAUCCAGCAAACUUACAGUCUCUUUGUACAUACCUGAAAUUAAAAUUAAUUUCGAUAUAAAUUUGAUAUGGGUGAUAUUUUAUUUGAAAAGUAUUUUCCACAAAUAUGCCUUCAGUCAUAGAGUUGUUCCUAAAAAACAUAAAACCUCAACUAAGACAGAAACAGAGACAAAGAAGAAAAGUAAGACAUUGGCGGAUAUAAUCAGGCCAUGGAAAAUAAAGUUUGGAUGUAUAUAUAUUGAUGGCAGUUUCCCCAAUGAUUUGAAAUUAAAAUUCACUAUUCAUAAAAUUAGAAUCGAUGGUUAUAAACAAAAGAUAUCGAUUCAUAAAUUUUAUUUAUUGGCAAAAUCAGUCUAUGUUCCCAAAAAUCAGGACAUUUUCAUUCGCUUAUUCACCAUUCAUGACAUAGUAUUCGAUGUUAGGGAAUAUAUGAGAGAGAAUUUUGUUACCAUCGACACUAAAUUAAUUCAAAUGAAAACAGAGUAUCAUUUAAGAUUUUAUACCAUCGUGGACAACUUAGUUUUCACUUUUAAGUCGUACAAACAGAUUAAAUCAUCAUUCAAAGAUUUAACUCAAUUUAAACAACUGGAGCCAAUAGAUGAGCAACCUAAAAGAGUACCACCAUUUAGAAUUAGAGCCAAGAAUUUCUCGGUAAAGGUGGAUGAGGACACUUUUGAGCAUGAAUUAGGUUUGAUCUUUAAGGUGGGUAAACUCGAACAGAAAUCAAGACUGGAAAAACUACAGGCAUUUGAAAACAGAGUAUCCAUUAUUCAUAAUGUAAAUAAUAGAAAGAGUUGCAGUAAUAAUAAUCCUGAAAAAUCAGCAUACAAAAGAAUGAGCUCUCCUGUUUCAUUUGGCAAUGAGGACUAUCUUAGUUACGGAAGUUGUGAAGAAAAUGACGAGGAUGCUAUUGAUUUAUAUGAAUACACCGAAGAGGAUAUCCGGGAUAUGAGAUACAAACUUUACAGAAACCUUUCCACAUCGUGGAUUAAUAGAAUGAAAAAGGCAGUCUUAACUUUCCACACAAGAAACGCUUAUCAAGUGGCUGAGAGAACAAUUUUGGGUGAGAAAAUCAGAUGGUUUUAUGGUCAUGAAAAAUGUGUUUUAUUAACCAUGACUUUAACUGAUUUAGAUUUAUUUAUCAGACAACCUUCCUUUGGCGUUGACAAUUAUGCAGAUUUUUUAUAUGAUUAUGGUAAAGGUAUUCCAAAAAAUUCCACUUAUUCGAUUUUAAUACCAAUUAACUUAAACUUAAAAGUAUCCAAUUGGGUUUUCACUUUAAGAGAUUAUCCAUUGCCUAUUUUGUCAUUUCCAGAAACCGUCAUUACAGGCGAUUUCGUGAUUGCCGAACAACAUGCUGAUUUUACCGCCAGAAGAAGUGUUUGGAUCCCAUUUAUUGACAUUGAUAAAAAGUAUGAUUAUCAACCUACAAACUCUAUCUUUGGUGUUAAUGUAUUGCGUACUCUAAAUCCCAUAAAGACAAUCAUGAAUGCAGAAUUCAAGAUAGAUUCUGAAACACCAACCAUUUUAACUUGGGGGAAAUCUUUGCAACCUGGAUAUCAAUCAUUUAUGCUGUGGUUUGAUUAUUUAACGAAGCCACCAUUAGACCCCUCUGAAAAGUUGGGAUUUUGGGAUAAAUUCAGGUUAUUGAUUCACGGAAGAUUGGUGUUUUCAUGGUCGGACACUAGCGAGUUCCAUUUUAAUAUCAAAGGUUCAAACGACCCUUACAAGAUCAUAGAUGAUGGGGCAGGGUUAACUUUUUGUUGGAGUGGUGGUACUAAGAUGUAUGUGCAUGGAAACUCGAAUCCAAAGGAAUUUUUAAAGAUAAUAUCCAAGACCUUCAUAUUAGGUAUACGCGAUUUUACCACAAAUAUUAUUGAUGAAAGAUUUAGCAAAAUACUUAUGAAAUCUGAUGGCCAUGUUACUUGGAAAAUGGGGUUGCUUUUUGAAGGGGGCGAUCUAUCAAAGGCGGGAGAGGAGCCAAGACAGACCAAUUUCAAAAAGCAUUACAAAGUUAGUUUAUAUAAUCCAAUAUAUGUUAUUGACACUAAUCAUGAUUCAUACAAGGGCUUUAGAAGUAAUUUUAUUCAUAUGUCCUUUGGUGUCUUUUCUGAUAAUAAGGAUAUAUCUGAUAAUUCGCUACAUCUGGCACCGAAUACAAUGAGUCAUUUUUUAACCUGGUGGAAUUUAUUCAACACUUAUACAUCAGGUCCCAUUAGGCAAGGCCCAUUAUUUCCCUCCUUGGUCCAAAGUGGUAAGAAAUUUGGUAAAUCUUUAUUCACCAUGAAAUUUCAUUUAUCCUUUGCACCACUAUCAAUUUCUCAUGUGUACAGACAUGCUGAUUCAGACUUGGAUUUGAAGGAAAAUAAUAAUGUGGCGUACACUGGAUUAAAGGCUAAUGUAGAUUCCUUAAAAAUUGAUCUUCAUGAAAAGAAAUUAAAAAUGAUUGCCAGAGACGAAAUAUUGCAACGUAUCAAGCCGUUGUGGAAGUUUAAAAUUGAUCAAGGGGAAGUUGAUUGUAUAGCCUCUGAUAUUAGAAUUAUUUCAACUGUAUUUGACCAGGAAGCUAUCGAAGAACUUUUAGCGAAAAAUAUGGGGUUUUUUAGCAGUACUGAUUCUAUUAAAAGUAAUGUCAAUCACCAUGCAAGUUCUUCAAAUUAUCUUGAUUACAAGUGGUACAAUUUUGAUGAUUAUAUUGAUUUGAAUGAAAUAAAAUUGGAUUCUAAAGUACCAUUAAAAUUUACCACCAUCCCAUUACUAUUUUCGCCAAGAAUAUCCUAUUUCAGAAACAUUGAAAGAAAGGGUCAAAAAUUAAAAUACCCAUUUGGUGGGGAAAAUUCUCAUGAUUGUAUUAACGGGAAAAAUCACCCAGAGAAAACUCAGGAAACUAUUGCAGAGAGGAGGAGAAAUGAAAUCGUUAAUGAAAUUCAUAAAAAGGAAAAACAAUUAAAAGAGUUAAGCUCACUUCAUGAAAGUGGUUCUAGUCACGAUUUAAGACAAAAAAUACACGUAUUAGAAAGACAAAUUAGAGAUUAUUGUCACAGAAAGCACAUUAUGGAUCAGAUUAUCCAAGAUGUUAAACUUUCACAAGUUCCAGAAGAUGUUUUUGAUAACAAUUCUACGUUGGAAGAAGAAAUCGAUUCCAUUUCUAACCCUAAUCAGGACGAUGUGGGUUCAGAAAUCCAUUUGAUGGCUAAUAAUUUAACUCUUGUUAAAACAACAACAAUUGAUUCUCUUAGAAACAUGAGAUUAGAAUCCACACCUUCGGUUGACACCAGUUUUGAUAAUAGAUUUAUGAUUCAUAACAUGUUGUUGAAAAUAAACGAAAAGACCAAGGAGUAUUUGUUGAACUAUUUUUCAAAAGUUUCUGAUAGGAAAACUUCUAAAUUUUUUCUGUCGCAUAAAGCCAUUGAAAUUGUAGAGGAAUUAUUAAAAACCAGUUCACAGGAAAUACCAGUAGAACAGCCGCACCUUGAUGCCAUACUCGAAACAAAUACAAGCAUUUCCAAUACCGAUUUUAUUGUAAAAUUCGAAGAGCUAGUGAGGGAAGUUGCAGACGAAAAUUUCCACACUACUGAUAAUAACAUAAUCAAGUUGAUAAUGCCCCAAAUACAAGUGACUUCUAGUAUAGAAACCGAGUGGUCUAUUUUAAUUGCAGCCAGAGAUAUUGAAAUUGGGGUUAUAGAUGUUGUUCAAAAGGAGGCUAUGCUAAAUGAUUUGAUAAAUGGUGUUAGAAGCUUGAAAGAAACCAGAUACUGUACUUUAUUAACCGAUGCCAAUUUUUUUAUUAUGGAAAAAAGCGACUUAGAAGAUAACGACUUACUUUUAGUGGAGUCUAAAGGGUAUGGUACUGAUGAGGAGCUAGGCAACUGGCCACCAUGGAUGCCAAUAGAGAUGUGUUACGAUGCUUCUUUAUUGGAUGAUUACACUUUUUUGAAAAGAAAUGCGAUGUUUUUAACGUUUACAAGGCCCAACCCAUUAUACUACGAUAUGAGUGCCCAUUUAAUGGGUAAUGCGGAUCCUAUUUUCCGUGUUGGGUUCCCAGAAUUACAUAUUGCCUCUAAUGCUGAACAAUAUUCUGCUAUUUAUAAUAUUGUGACUGAAAUACUGGCAUUUGGUUCAAAUAUGGACAAAAAACUUGAAAAACUAUCGAAAAUAUUUUUGGCUGACGAAUUGAAAAAUAAUUUGGACAAAUUAAGUGUGGAUUUUAUUCUUGGACUACAAAAUAAGAUUCGAGAUAUUUGUUAUAGAAGAGGAUUGUUGAAAUUACGAGACCGGGCUGCAUAUGAUGAAAUGUGUUUGGAUAUUAAAGUUGAAUUGGAAGCUACCAAGUUUGAGUUAAGUUUAUUAAUGUCUGCUUUAAAGAAAAAUUAUAACAAGAUUAAAGACGUAGCAAACAAUAGUGGAUCUAAAUUACAUUGGGUGGUCAGCGCUGAUGAUUUGAUAUGGGAACUAUAUGAUGAAAAGAAAAAGCCAUUUAUUACCUUUGGUUUGGGCCCCUCAUCCUUCUAUAGAUCUCAGUCAACAGAUGGUGCUAACACGAACAAAGUAGUAGUGUCUACAUUGCACUGUUUCAAUCUGCAAGAAAACCCAGUUUAUGCAGACUUAAUAUCUCCCUAUGAUAUUUCAAGCGGAAGAAAGAUUUUACGAUACAAAAAGGAUAACAACAAAAAUUACUACAAUCAUGUUCAUAAUGCACCUUUGAUUGAAAUAAUGUGGUACAUGGGAGCACCUGUUGGUGGUAUUCCGGAUUUGGAGGAGUUAGUUAUUGCCUUUCAGCCAAUUAAAUUCGAAUUAGAUCAUAAAACUGCGACAAAAAUUGUUGAUUUCUUGUUUUUCCCUACCGAAGAAAAUAAAUCAAACCAGCAAAAUGAUGACAAUUCUGUUAGUGUUUUUAGUGGUUAUAAUAGUAAUAAUAACGAUACCGCCGCAGCAUCAGAAAUGAGAUCCAAUAGGAUCAGCUCACCAUCGGCCAUGAGAGGUUUCUUCCAAAGGAAAAGUAUCGAUAGUAAUUCCUCCUCAGAAUCAUUAAUGAGAUUUAAAACUUUUGAAACUUGGGAUUUGGAAACAAGAUCAAGAAUAUCUGGCGAGAGAACCAAGACUCCAACCGUGGCGCGUAGGUUGGUCAGUACGGAUGACGGUAUGAAUGAAAUUGUCAAUCGCUCUAAUAAGUAUUUUAAUGUUCGUUCUGCUGUUAUUAAAAAAAUGACGGUUUGUGUUAGCUAUAAAGGUACACACAGUUUAUUGUCCAAUGUAGAUAAUUUAAUUGUAAAAGUUCCCACAAUCAGAUAUGAAAAUAAGAUUUGGUCAAGACAGGAAUUUAUUGCCACGUUGAAGAAAGAUAUAAUUAAGAUUGUGUUACAGCAUGCAGGUAAUAUCAUCGGAAAUAAAUUUAAGCCAAGACAGAAAAGGGACUCGAAAUAUGAAUCCAUAAAACAAUUUUCCAAUUUUUUAAAGAACGAUGUCAUUCAAUCUUCAAUAAAAGAAGCUUACUUACCCAUGCGACCUAGUUCUAUUGUUGUGGAUGACGGUUACGAGUUUUCAAAGGGCGAUAAUCACUCAGUUACUGGCAAUCUUUCUACCAUAUCUGAUGAUGUGAAAACACUGUCUGUUAAUGCACCAGCUUCGGUUAAAAUUAAAAUUAAUGACGAUACUGAAGAAAAUUUGAACGAUAAAGUGGGUUCUUCAGACCACAGCCAUCAUUCUGUUCACAACAAUUAUAGUAAUAACAAUAGUAAUAAUAACAGUAAUAAUAACAGUAAUAAUAACGUUAAUAAUAAUCAUACUCAUCAUCAUCAUCAUCACCAUCAUCAUCAUCACCACAGUCAUGAAAAGGUAAAGGAGGUGCAAAGCUCCAGCGAAUCAAACGUUGAGCAUAAUAAGGGAAACAAAAAUAAUGACAGCGAAGCACCAAGUACUGACGGGAAUGAAGUUGUGGAUUACACAGUAGAGUCGAUACAUAAUAUUGCGAGAUAA
Saccharomycodes ludwigii is the source of this 8217-nucleotide messenger RNA. It is a transcript of the gene HOB2, whose product is annotated as Hob2p. The record is from RefSeq and is a predicted model, not a curated record. NCBI's taxonomy places the organism in Eukaryota, Fungi, Ascomycota, Saccharomycetes, Saccharomycodales, Saccharomycodaceae. The transcript has a single exon. Bases 1 to 8217 code for a protein of 2738 amino acids.